UGCCGAGGCUUAUUCAAGGUUGAGCGAACCUCACGUGUCGCUUGUCAAAGGCCGGGUAAGUCGCUGGAAAAUGGACUCUCCUAUAUAUCCCGCCGACUAUUCUAUUUUACGACACGCGGAGGAAACGAGACGAAAUCGAGCGGCCGGGCCGCCGAUAGCCGUGCCAGUAAUAUUCCCGACGCUGUCCGAGGCGUGCGUCCUACUCGGUUUAAAAUAGCAAAGUACUCUCCAGCGCGGCGGAAGAGAGAGCGAGAGAGAGAGAGUGGGAAGGGGACGGGGAGGAACGGGUGUCUCCGUUCUAUCGCACGGCCAAUUAGUCUGGCCAAUUAAUCCCGGUGAUCGAUUUGCGCGAUCGAUCGCGGCGUUCGAUGGCGGCGCACGGCCGCGCGACGGAGCGCGCCGUCUACCCUGUUGCGUUGUCUGUUUCUCGUCGUAGGCGCGACGGCGCUUCCCCGCGGCGUUUCCCCGAUGGAGAACCGAGUGGGCUGAAGGCUCGCGGGCGGAAACAUGCCCGGACGGUCGCCGGCAAGGGCGUACGAGCGGCCCAUUACGAGCGAGGGUCGCGGGCUCGCCGCCACUUGAAUGUCACCGCCGGAGGGCGCGGGAUGGGCGAGUCCUGGCUCUCGGUCCUGCUCGCCGCCACGCUGACAACGAUGACGAUGAUGGCGGUGAUGACGGAGGCCGAUUCAUCCUCGACGCCGUCCCUGUCGACGGGCGCUCGUGACGACGUCGCCGACUCCAAACGGGCGGCCAUCGAGGAAGCCCUGGACGUGAUUGAGCAGGCAUCGACGGGCUCCCUGGGCGAGGUGUGCGUCAGCACGGCGGGAUUCAAGUCCCUCCCGGCUGGCGUCGCCCUGGACCCGAGGCGUUACGACACGGCGCGCCAGAAGGCCGACAUGACCGCUAUGGUGCUUCGGAAUCUCGGGGCCGCCGAGGCGAUGCGACGUAACGCUCUUUUAGACGCCCUGACCAAGUCCCUGCUCGUCUCGGUGGACGACGCGGUCGAGGCGAGGGUGAUCGCGCUCAACGCGUCCACCGGCACGGUCAUCACCGCGGUGUGGCUGAAGCGCAGCCCCGGGAGCGUCGGCGAGCCCUCCAAGGUCGAGAGUCACGCGGUCCAGCCCGGAUUUCAGCCGGACCCCAGCCUACCGUGGUUCGAAAACGCAGGCGGCAGCGCCGGAUUGAGGUCACCGAAAUUCAUGCAGUCACCGCCGAUUGAAUCCUACAGGGGUUGGUGGACCAUCCCGUACUUCUCCUGCAAAACUCGCCGUUGGCUCAUCUCGUACAGCGUGAACGUGAAGCCGCCGGAUGUCCGACCCGGGGUGCGGGAAUUCAUCAGUAUGGACAUCGACAUAAGCGGGUUGGAGGUGAACCAGUGCGACGCCCCGGCGCAACAAAACCGUAACGACGGGCUCGAGGCCGCCUCGGGCAAUCAGAUAGCUUUCUUUAAGGGCACCCACAAGUGUCACGCCGAUACCACGCAGUGCGUGUAUCAGGGACCCGGCAGCCGAGUGAACGAAAACGGGGUGGGCGCUGGUUGGGCGAAAGGCGCGUACGUGUGCAAGUGUCGGCAGGGCUUUUACAGCGUCAGCCAUCAUCGAUCGGGCUUCGACGGGAUUCUCGUGGAAGCCGCGUGGAAGGAAAUGCGGGAGAACAAGAGCGACUCCUACGAGCAGGUGUUUCAGUGUCUGCGCUGCGCCCCGGGAUGCGCCAGGUGCAAAGGCCCCGAGCCUUGCCUGGCGACGUACAAUUGGCCCUUCAGAAUCUCGCUGCUAGCCGUUUCAAUCUUCUGCGUGUUCGGCACCAUCGUCCUGGUGGCGUACAUGUAUCAGCAUCGCAAGCUAAAGGUAUUCAAGGUCGCGUCCCCGAUAUUCCUGUCUAUCACGCUUCUGGGCUGCGCCUUGAUGUACCUCGAGAUGGCCGCUAUAUUCCCGGUCCUCGACAUGUAUUCGUGCAUUGCCACAAAGUGGACGAGGCACAUGGGAUUCUGCGUCUCGUAUACGGCGUUGCUGAUGAAGACCUGGCGGGUCUCGCUUACGUACCGGGUGAAGAGCGCCCAUAAGGUUAAGCUGACGGACAAGCAGUUGCUGCAAUGGAUGGUGCCCAUCCUGCUGGUGAUGCUGAUCUAUCUCGGGACGUGGACCGUCAGCGCGCCGCCUUACGCCGAGGUAAUCGCGGAUAAUCACGACUUGAAGUUCUACCAGUGCUCUUACAACUGGUGGGAUCACAGCCUGGCUAUCGGUGAAAUUCUCUUUCUCGCCUGGGGCAUAAAGGUAUGUUACAACGUGCGAAACGCGGAGAGUCUGUUUAACGAGGCCCGUCUGAUAAGUUACGCCAUUUACAACAUAGCCGCGGUGAAUAUAACCAUGAUAGCCAUUCAUCUCUUCAUAUUUCCCCGUGCCGGGCCGGAUAUCAAAUACCUGUUGGGCUUCCUGCGGACUCAGCUUUCUACGUCCGUUACGGUCUUCCUCGUAUUCGGCCCUAAAGUAAUCAGAGUAUUGCGAGGCCAGGGGGAUCAGUGGGACAGUCGAGCGAGGGCGCGCGGCGUCACCGCGAGCUUCUCCUUCAACGGAAUUGGUUUGGUGCCGGAGGAGACGACGGACCUGUACCAGGAAAACGAAGAGCUCAAGGAGGAGAUCCAGAAGUUGGCCGCGCGAAUCGAGUUCAUGAAGAUAGUGCACAUGGAGAUGCACAACCGACACAUCAAGCCGAAGAUGGGCGGUUACUUCAGCACGCACGGUCAUGGUCACGGGCACCCAUCCGCCGGCCAGAGCCCCAUCGCCAAGAGCUCGACCGCCAGCUUUAUCCUCAAAACGGCCGUGGAGCGAGGUGCAACGGCAGCCGCGGCCGCGGCAGUCGAGGACUCGACCUUUCCGUCCGGAAGUCUGCACAGAGCGCGCAGGUCGGAGAUGCUGAGGGAGAGGAAGGCGGAGCGGGAGAGGGAGCGCGAGAAGGAGCGGAGCAAGGACAAGGAGCAGAAGGAGAAGCCGCGCUCGAGCGGCGAGAAGGUUUGACUAGUGGUCAAUAGCGAGGAGGUAUGGUUGUGACGAAGACAGUGGCUCGACGAAAUCAGGAAGACGCGUAGGAGCCGAAGAAAUAGAAGGAAGAAGAAACUGGAGAUAUUCAGGUUGUAUCCUUUAAAGGACAGGAGACUGCCCGUAUUCGUAUGAAAACGCCGUAUAAUCAAACUCAUCGCGAUCACUGUCUUCGCGCCGUUGUGAUAGCGAUGUAUCUUCGUGAUUAAUUACUAGGUGUACGGAUAUAUCUCUGGAAAUCAAAAUCUCUGAUGAACCCGCGGGAGGCGACGGCGACGGCCGAGUAUUUCGUGUCUCCGUUUAUUUUUGUAACAGCGGCUGUCGAGAGUGAAAGGGAGCGCACAAUUCUAUUAUAAAUCGAUAUCUUAUUUCUUCAGAAUGCGUAGAAGCGCUCGAAUGACGCGCCGUUGGCGCGACGGCAGGCUGUACAGGAAAUUGUAUUUAAAGAAACCAGGGAUGCUUCGUCGAGGGAUCGCGAACGGGACGAUCGGGACGAAACCGCGAUACUAAAGCUGUCACAAAUGCACAAAGGACGCGCGGGCGAGCCGUUACCGUCGUCUUCAGCGGACGCGUUUCGCUUACCGCGAGCAUACGAUGUAGAGCCGUAAGAAACGCGCGUGACUCUGCGAGUUAUGUCCCCCGGUCAAAAUCGUUUUGCGCGCGCACUUUUGCCGAGCGGCGCCGCGGCCCACAGGCAUUCGAUAUUUAAGGACAGCGAAGGGCGCGAAGAUGCCUUUCUUAAGUGUUACAUAAGUCGUCGUAUUCCCGGAUUUUAAAUGGCACCGUUUCCGGCGGCUUUAUCACGCCGGGGUGACACGUCGUUGUCUUCAUCGACCGAUAUUUAAAUACACAAUUUGAAUGUGAAUGUUAAUUUAAGCGAGUAAAUAUAAUAUACGAGUGCAACAGGCGCGUAAUUUCCCGUACUUGAACGCUCGACAAGUUUAACUCGAUAAGUAUGUCACCGAACGCGAAUGGAGAAUCGUUUCCGCUUGCACGUUUAAGUUCACGACUUCAUUUGCGAAUCGUAUAUUCGAGGGGGGAGACGCGCGAGCUCUCCCCCGCGCUCUUAUUACCUAACCAUUUGUGUAACGCCUUAUCCGAUUUACAUUGCAUUCUGCUCGUUUCCGAACGAGAGUCACGUUUCAAGUUGCAAACAGCCAAGCGAUAACUGUUCAGCGUAACAGAUUGUAUAAAUGUUACAUGUGACAAUAAAGUUACACAACGGGCUGUAAAAAAAAAAGAAGAAUAAGAAGAGACGCGAGCUUUGCUGGUGAUCGUGGAUUCACGUUUGGGGAAAAAUGAAGUACGAAAAAAGGCUGAAGAGAGAGUCUAGAGACAUAAAAUCGUGCGAUAAAGCGAUUAACAGUUGAUGAAAUCUUUGCCUUGUUAGUUUACACUUUUUUAAGGGUGCUUACGUUGUCGCGAUAGAACGCCGUUAUCGUAGAUCGCGUACAGUCGUGCGUUGACAACGACCGACGGAGUUAUUGCUGUUCGUGUCUAAGAUAUUUAUCGUAACGUAAUAAUUGUUGAAUAAUGAGGAGGGAAGAAACGGCGGAGAAACGGGGCGAUAGAUACAUAUAUGUGUGUGUGCGCGUUGCGAGUACAACGUAGAUACCAAUACCCUAACAGCAAUAUCAUUCGAGAGACGCGGGGCGAAUAGUCUCUUAAAAUUUUCCCUGAAAAUCGUGGGACAACGUGACAUUUUGAACAACUUCGCGAGAGCUUUC
Messenger RNA from Vollenhovia emeryi, 4762 nucleotides. Its product is annotated as probable G-protein coupled receptor CG31760. Lineage: Eukaryota; Metazoa; Arthropoda; Insecta; Hymenoptera; Formicidae. The record is from RefSeq and is a predicted model, not a curated record. Bases 369 to 3014 code for a protein of 881 amino acids. The transcript has 17 exons. Gene Ontology annotation, molecular function: G protein-coupled receptor activity. Gene Ontology annotation, cellular component: membrane. Gene Ontology annotation, biological process: G protein-coupled receptor signaling pathway.